CAGGUUCUCUUCCUGUCAACACAGAAAUUAACAUGGCGACGAACGCUGGAGUGAAUGUAAAUGCUGGCACGAGGGCUAAUGCUACUAGCUUCCAGAAGAAAUCCCGCAGUAAACUCGCCUCCAUCCCAGGGACAAGACCGUCUGUUCAAAACGGGCAGCUUCUAGUGUCUACCGGGGUCACUUCACUUGAUUAUGUGAUAGGAGGUGGAUUAGCUGUUGGAACCCUACUGCUUAUUGAGGAAGAUAAAUAUGACAGCUACUCCCGCAUGUUGCUGAAGUAUUUUCUUGCCGAAGGUGUUGUCUGUGGGCAUUCUCUUUACAUAGCUUCAUCCAGAGAUCAUCCAGGUGAUAUUUUGCAGGAACUUCCAGCCCCCUUGCUUGAUGAGAUCUCAAAUACAGAAGUGGAAAAAGAGCUAGCAAAAGCAGGUGAUUCUUCGAGGGAAACUCAGGACUCCAUGAAAAUAGCAUGGCGGUAUCAGAACCUACCGAAAGUACAGACUACUCUGGCAUCCUCUUCAAGAUUUGGUCACUACUAUGAUGUUUCCAAAUCAAUGAGUACUGAUAUGUGUGAGGCAGCCACAUGUCAUAGCUUCUUCCUUCCUAAUGAGCUGCCUUUGGAAUCUGCCGCAGAAUCAAGUAAUAUGAACAUGGGCUAUAUCAAGCUGCUGCGAUCCAUCCAGGGAGUCAUCCACAAGGAAGGAUUUGACGGAGCUGGUCCCCAGAACAAGCCAAGAAGUAUUCUCAGGAUAGGAGUCCAUUCGCUUGGAUCAGCCCUUUGGGGUGAUGACGAUAUCUGUUGUAAAGAGAACCCAGAACAUGCCCACAGUCUGACAACAUUUCUGUACAGCCUGCGUGCGCUUCUCCGAACGUCGCUUUCUGUUUGUAUGGUUACGGUGCCUUCACACCUCAUUCAGAACAAGGCAAUUAUGGGACGUAUAACGAAGUUGUGUGAUACAGUGGUCAGUCUGGAGUCAUUCAGCGGCUCGGAGAGGGAAACUAACCCUCUUUACAAGGACUAUCACGGUUUGUUACACGUGAAGCAGAUUCCUCAUCUCAACAGUUUAAUGUGUGAAGUUCCUGACACAAAGGAUCUUGCCUUUAAAUUAAAGAGAAAGCAGUUUACUAUAGAGAGACUGCAUUUGCCUCCAGACUUGUCAGACACAGUGAGCCGUUUGAGCAAACAGGACCUGGCAGAAUCUGCCAAACUGCUGGGAUUGGGAUGUGGCACCACGGCCACAGGCAAGAAUCACCUGGACUUCUAGUGGUUUCUAUUUAACCAUUUCACUUGCAAUUUGUAGGACCCUCUAAUUAUGGCUACAGAUUUCAUUUGUCAACAAGCUCUAAUGUGUCUCCCUCUGCUGUCCCAGCAGCAAAACAAACACAAAACUGUGGGAUCUUCGAUUGGCAACAGAUUAUUUCACUUAAUAAAGGCAACCAUGUUGAUCACUUACUUCCUAAACUGUAGAAAAGUGUUAAAUCCAUUGUAUUUAACAGCAUUUUUGUAUGUGUUUUUUUUUUUUUUUUAAAAGCACAAAUUGUUACCCCUUUUGUGAUUUAUUAUUUAAUACUGGAUGUAUUGUUUACUGCUAACAGUUUAUUGUUAGAAAUCCAUCUCGGCUUGAUGGCUAAAAAACAGAAACAUCCCUUUUGCUGAUGGAAAAAUGUUAUCCUAACAGAUGUCACAGAGUUGCAUGGCUGUGGAGACUGCACCGUACAGCACAAGACACAGGAAAAUCAAAAACUGUUAACAUCAAUAUUGUCAUUUGUCAUAUGUUUUUGAUUUAUUAAAAAAGAAGAAAGAAAAAACCUGGGAAAUGCAGAUUCACUUGAAAACAAAAGCAAAGGCAAGAUUGAAAUGCCUAUCCACGUACAGUAUAAACUAAAAAUGGGCCUUCAAUGUGUCACAACAUUUUUUGUUCAUUUUGAACUGGUAUUUAAGUAUAUUAAAAGACAAUAUAUACA
Molecule: messenger RNA, 1962 nt
Organism: Acipenser ruthenus (sterlet)
Lineage: Eukaryota; Metazoa; Chordata; Actinopteri; Acipenseriformes; Acipenseridae
Gene: elp4
Product: elongator acetyltransferase complex subunit 4
Exons: 10
Coding region: 33-1262 (409 amino acids)
Biological process (GO): tRNA wobble uridine modification
Cellular component (GO): cytoplasm; elongator holoenzyme complex; transcription elongation factor complex
Source: RefSeq, a predicted model, not a curated record